Fusarium verticillioides 7600 is the source of this 1053-nucleotide messenger RNA. RefSeq lists its product as hypothetical. The coding region runs from base 1 to 1053 and encodes 350 amino acids. NCBI's taxonomy places the organism in Eukaryota, Fungi, Ascomycota, Sordariomycetes, Hypocreales, Nectriaceae. The transcript has a single exon. The record is from RefSeq and is a predicted model, not a curated record.
AUGGAAGCUGACACGACGGAACCUAAAACUUACUCCAUCGUGGCAACGGGAACGCCAGCCCCGUUCGUUAGUGUUAGCCCGUUCCUUGAGGUCCUCAGCUCAAGGGUGGGAAAUGUAGAGCCCAACAGCUUAAUAGAGGUUCUCAGCCGCACGAUUUACGGAUCAAACAUGAUCUUGGGGGCAGGCGGAAGUCUACCAACAACCUACAGAAUUUGUUAUGCAGUAUUUCAGGGACUGCCGAUCCCAGAAGAGCUUGCCGAGGACGAUUUUAACUACAAAGAAAUCACAGAUCACUUGGAAUUCAUGAAAAUACCCGUGUCGUAUGAAAGCGUCACGAAAUGUUACCGGGAAACACUGCAACACGCCAAGGCUACAAAAGGCCUAAUUACAAAAAUCGUCAUUCAUAGACAACCCUUUGAUGAGGCCACCUUCAAGGAGGCAAACCGCCUUCUUACCUACAAUGAUGAUCCCAGCCCGCAAGAGCCUUGGGCCGCCCACGGCGGCGGCGGAAAGUAUCGUCAACGGGGUACGGCCCAUGACCAGCGUUUCUUGGAUGGCUCUCAGAUCCCCUCUGCAAUGCUCGGCAUGAUCAACGAGCUUGCGACGGAAAUGAUAUCCCUAGACAUGACCCCGCUCCCGCCCAAACAGGAGGAUGUCCAAGAAAGGAUCUGGAGAGCCUGCCGAUUCUGCCACCGCUUCAUCCUUAUUCGCCCGUUUAUGGAUGGAAACGGGCGUAUGUACCGUUUGUUCCUGACUACCCUCCUCCUCAGAGCUGGCGUAUGCCCUGCGGUUUAUGGACUUUCUAUCUAUGAUCGAAUGAGACAUUUGCAAGCUGAAACCAGUUGCUACAUUCAGGACAAUCAGAUGUUGCUAAACGCGGCAGAUCUUGUCAUCUUUGGGCCCAGUCAACAGCUGGUAAAGUUUGUUAACGAACAUACAUAUUGCGGGUGGGAGAGCCCGGGCAAUCACAUGUUGAAAUUCCUACACGCCACGGGCCAGAGCACGGGUCAAGGGCUGGAAGAUCCUGCAGCGUCAAAGAUGCAUCCUCGAUAA